AUGGGUCGCAGAUGCGAGGUUUCGAGGGAUGAGACUAUAGCCCGGCAUGUUCAGCACAGGCACCGUACCGAUCCCGAGAGUCGACACUGGUCAACCUCCCCGGAAUUACCUCAGCCAGAAGAAUUGAUGGCAGUAGAGCCUGCUACACUUCCUCGAGGGCCUUACCAAGAGGAAAACUUUGACAAGCAAGCAUACCUGGAGUUUCAUUACGCGACGAGCCGUUUUGAGGGCGUCGAGCUCUCGAGAAGAGCUAUCCAAGAGUUUAGAGAAAGACCUCUAAAACAGGAUUCAGAUGACUUCCACGUUUACACUCAAGUACAUGUCCAGGGUUACUUGCUUGCUAGAACUGGACCGGCGUGUCAGGUUUCCUUCUCAACCGAGUGCUCAGAAUCAAAGAUAGUAUGGCACCAAUCUUCCCGUCUGGCCACUGGCAAGCUUGUUGCUUUGUCUCCUUCCUCAGACAAUUUCAAGAGCCAAUGUUUUGUUGCAAUAGUUGCAGACCGAAGCAUUCUCGGUGGAUUGGAGCCAGACUUUGAAGCUGGUGAAAGCGAGAACACUGCACCACGCAUACAAGUAUUCUGGGCCAGCCCAGAUGCUGCAGUCAUUGAUCCAUCUGUUGAGAUGGUGAUGCUCGAAACUAAAAGUGGCUUUUUCGAGAGUGUCCGUCAUGCUAUGGUUGGGCUGCAACAUGCGGCUGAGUUCGAAUCGAAGUUUGACAAAUACAUUAUUGAUGGCUUCAAGAAAGAAUGUACUGCAGCCUUCCUGACCGAAGAUCCUAAACUGGUUAUUCAGAUCCCAGAAAGGGCUAGAAGCUUCGAUGCUUCUCAGUGGGAAGCAUUUAACCGAAUGACUUCUCGACAAGUCGCAGUUGUUCAGGGCCCUCCAGGCACUGGGAAAACCUUCACAUCGGUUGUUGCCCUUGAAAGUUAUGUUCGUACUCUCAAAGCUGGACAAGGAUUCCAAACUAUUCCGCCCGUCAUUGUCGCUGCCCAAACCAAUCAUGCGCUGGACCAGCUCCUGGAACGUUGCCUGAGUUUCGAGGCUGUCAUUGCUCGUCUAGGUUCUCGGACAGAGAGUGAAGCUAUUAAAUCUCGAACUCUAUACAACAUUAGGAAGGACUCCAAAUUCGCUCAUGGCCCUAUAAAGGGUGCGAAUCGAAAACUUCAGCAAAUUCAGAAAGAUAUCAGAAACCUUCUUGAGAAGUGCUUCCCCGCCGAACUCAUUGCAGCAGACGAAUUCCUUGCCGAGGAACUGAUAACGCAAAACCAGUACGACUCACUCAAGGACGAAGAAUAUGAAAAUGCACCCAUAGAUCGACAGGACAACGAUGAGGCAAUUGAUUCCAUAAAGCAAUGGCUCGGUGUAUGCCUUGAACCAGACGAGACAUAUGUCUAUCGCCCUCCUAGAGGCCAGCGAGAACCUCCUGAGGAUCAAAGCCAUGCUGUCGACGAAUCGAAACAGGAGAACGACACGGAACGUCUUCGAGGUAUCUUCGUCCCUAUUAAGUUCCAUAUGACUGGUUCUAUCCCAACGGCAUAUGCGAACAGAUAUUCUCUACACUCUCGAGCAGGGAAACUACUCCAGAAUCACCAGGAUCUAUACGAAGUUGAUCAGACGCAGCGGGGCUUGGUAUAUCGAUACCUGCGAGAAAGACUCAUCAAUGCAAGAGCCAAACGCUUUCCCGAACUGAUCAAAGCGUACCAGGUGGCAUGUGACGAGAACAAGAUCGCGAGCUGGACAAAAGACGCCAAAAUGCUCACAAAUGAAAAGAUCGAGAUCUUGGGUUGUACCACAACCGGGUUGACCAAGUAUCGUGGCUUGAUCGCGGCAUUGAAUCCUCGAAUAUUGAUGGUCGAAGAGGCAGCUGAGACACGAGAAGCGAACAUAACAUCGGCAUUAUUCCCCAGUCUUGAUCAGAUAGUUCUGGUUGGAGACCAUCAACAGCUCGUUCCACGGGCCGAUGUCCGCGAACUGGAUUGCGAGCCUUACAACAUGCACAUCUCACUGUUCGAGAGGUUGGUAAAUCUUGGACUGCCAUAUGCAGUGCUUCAGGUGCAGCGCCGUAUGGUGCCAUCCAUUCGUGAAGUGGUCAAUGUAUUUUAUCACAAGCUUACAGACCACCCCUCGGUCAAUGAUCCGAAAAACCGACCUUCUAUUCCAGGGAUGGGAGGUCAAAGCCUACGAUGGUUUAAUCACAGUUGGAAUGAAGCUCAAAACACCGAUGACUUCUCAUACUUCAAUGCCACAGAAGCGAAAAUGAUCGUGUGUUUUGUUCGAUAUCUCAUUCAGAACGGUGUCGCCCCCAACCGGAUAACCAUAUUGAGCUUUUACCAGGGCCAGGUCAAUGUUCUGCUAGAGACUCUGCGAAGAGACUCAACCUUAGCAGCCAAGAAUCCGACAAAAGAAUGGUCCGUCAAAACGGUAGACGGCUUCCAGGGCGAGGAGAAUGAUAUAAUCAUCCUCUCCAUUGUGCGGAGCGCUCGCCCUGGCUUCGUGCAGAACCAGAACCGAGCCGUCGUGGCACUUAGCCGCGCAAAGUGCGGCCUGUAUAUAUUCGGAAAUGUCUUCAACCUAUUGCAUAGUGGGGCUGAAAGUUACCAGACCUGGUCGAAUGUCUACGAUGUGUUCGUGGAGCAACGUUGUAUCGACGACUCUCUUCCAGUGACAUGCGAGAACCAUAAGGCGCAGACCAGCAUCUCCAGCAUUGAGGACUGGGAUCUUAUCGCUGGAGGCGGUUGCAAAAAACUGUGCGAAGGGAAAUGCAUAGAGGGACAUCCAUGCACCUCAACAUGUCACCCUUUCGAGGAAGCAGAUCGCAUUUGCAGUCACCCUUGCGAGCGCACUCUCGGUUGUGGUCACCAGUGCAGCGCUUUGUGCGGUGAGCCAUGCACAUGUGGUAGCUGCAAGAAGAAGAUGCCUGUUCGACUUCAACGAGAGCCACGAGCCCAACAAGCCCAACGAGUGGAAGGUCUACAGGCUGCCUGGGGAAAAGCAGAUGGAAGGCGAACAAAAACUAUGAAUCGAAAUGGCAGAGGUGGAUCUCAUCGUGGUUCUGCCCAUACUGGACCUUCGGCAUCCGAUAGAAGUGUCGUCAGAGUCCGCAGCCAUAGCAACGAGCCAGACAUGCUACUGGACCAAUCUGCCCCUGCAGUAGAGCCUACUAUCGAAGAGCCUACGAGCGAACAGUUAAUGGAGACAGGGUAUUAUGCCGAAGGGGGUCCUGCCCGAUACCAUGCGCCAAGAACUUCUGCGGCCAUUCCAUACCCUGACAUCAGCUCCCUUUCGUUGAAAUGGAGUCCAGAAAAGGUUUCGCAGAAAGAACAAGAAGCCAAGCGAGCGGUACAACAAAGCAGCCCUUGCGCGACUACCAUCACAACUGCAUUCCGCCCAACGACGAUGGGAGUAGAUGGUAGUCGGCGAUAUGGCCCGAAAUCCUUUUCUAGUCACACUACUCCAGCUCCUUCCCCGACAAGAAGGCAAAACUUGCUCGAUGCCGCUGCUGGACAAGGUCUCGAUGAGCAGGAAGGAACGACCACGAACCUAGUGGCUACUAGAAGUGAGUCCCCCGAUGAUGAGGACCUCAUCAGUUUUGAUCAACACGAUGAACAGCCAGGAACGAAUGUGGAAUCGGUAGCUACCAGGAGCGAAACCUCCGAUGAUGAGGACCUUAUCAGCUUUGAUUGA
Molecule: messenger RNA, 3684 nt
Organism: Fusarium coffeatum
Lineage: Eukaryota; Fungi; Ascomycota; Sordariomycetes; Hypocreales; Nectriaceae
Exons: 4
Coding region: 1-3684 (1227 amino acids)
Biological process (GO): regulatory ncRNA-mediated heterochromatin formation
Cellular component (GO): nuclear RNA-directed RNA polymerase complex
Molecular function (GO): helicase activity
Source: RefSeq, a predicted model, not a curated record